Molecule: messenger RNA, 1904 nt
Organism: Paramuricea clavata
Lineage: Eukaryota; Metazoa; Cnidaria; Anthozoa; Malacalcyonacea; Plexauridae
Source: the annotation of a GenBank genome assembly
GGUUUGAUGCGGCGAAAACAUGUCCAGAACCAUGGACACAAGUUGACAAGAAGGCAAAAGUUCUCAAAGUAAACGUUUGUCAUUUGACUCAGUUUGCCUUAUUUUGGACUUUCGAAGCUGAAAAUGGAAUAUUUGAAUUCGACAAAGGAACUAAUGGUAUGGACCAGCUAAUCUUUUCUCACAAUCGUCGAUAUUAAAUUACCUUUAGGAUGUUUUGAAAGUUUAGCGGCCAUUUUUUUCUGCCUUUACUGGUAUGAUGAUGCAUGGCGACCUAAAUUUGAUCUGACAUGUGCUAAUUUCUAGUCUUUUCAUUCAAUUAACAUAAGGCAGAGAUUUUAGUACUUUAUUUGUUCCUUUUAGACACCCAAUCCAAACCUCCUCCACAUGCUGUUAUCGAAGAAGACAACGUAAUCUAUAGCCCAGAGCGAUACGACGGUGAAAUGCUUUUAGAUGUGGCCAGAUAUAAAGGUUCUACAGGUGCCAUAAAACUCACAUGGGGUGUCACUAUCGAACCAAACGCGCCUGCCUCAUUUGUCGUCUCUCCUAUGUCAGGGGAAGUUGAAUUUAUCGAGGGACAGUGGAACUCUUCUAUUCACCUGCGGUUUCCAUUCAUCCCCGACACCGACCAGGAAAUUGGGAUUUUUGUGAAAUUGCUAAAUGUAUCUGGCGGUGCAAUGCUAGGGAAUUUUACCAGUGUGAAAAUUACAUUUCCAUCCAAUGUUGGCGAUGAUGAAGUGACGACACCCGUCAAAGGCAAUAAUAACAGCAACAAGAGUCAUGUUAUUUUGAAGAUUCUGUUGCCAUGCUUAAGUGGUGCAUUGUUGAUCAUUGGCGUAAUAGCAGCUAUUAUCGUUUUAUGCAGAGGUCGGGAUAGGUAAGGAUGUGUAAUAUAUGGGCAGGUGGUCCAUAGAAGGUCAUCAUUGCUAUGGUUGCAAAUUGCUCUGGUUGUAGCAUGUAAUUUUAGAAGCGAAAGUUUCGGUGAUAAUUUCAAGUAUAGUUUGCCUGACAUGAAAGUAUUAUUCUGUAAAAUUUCAUAACCACAACGAAGCUAUACCAUACGAAAAUUAUCAUUAAUGGUAAAAAUAACUUUUUUCUCUUUUUCUUCAUAGCAAAAAACGGGUCAGAAGGAAUUCGAUGUAUAGGAUUAACCCUGUCUUUGGCAUUUCGUAAGUAUAUUUUCUGCAGAAAUUACAUUAAUGUGUUUACAAGAUGUUAAGUUAUCACUUGAUUAAUUCGAAAGUGUUAUAUCUCGAAAUAUGAGCGUACCAAAGCUUCAAAACAGUCAAAGUCGAAAUAGCAUAAGAAAAAAUAAAGCAAAGUAUUGCAACUUAAAAUAUGAAAAGCAAAAAUUAAACACUAACUAUCUACCGCGAAAAAUUCUAGUGGAGAGAGAGAAUGACAUUUAAUAACGUUUCCAAGACUAAUAGUACUUUUUUAUUAUUUUAGCCAAAAUCUCCCUGUAAGACAGUCGGAAACAUCAUUUACAGACCAGGACCCACCAUAUUGAUUAACAAAUGACUGCACCCGGCUGUGGCAUUCGAUUGGAAUUUUUUAAAUAGUGUAUUUUAAGUUGUGCAUAUUUGUAGUAUAGUCUAUAUAUUAAAUGAGAAGUCCCAAAGGACAUGUAGUUAUAUGUAUUGUAGAUUUAAUUGGGAUGAUAGAUCUUUUUGUUGAUCUGUUACGAUAUGCACAUGCUAUGUAGUUAAAGAAAAAGGCAGCAAAAACUAUGCUUAUCCAUUUGAAAAAAACGUUAAGAAUAAUUACAUAACCCUUUUGCAAAUUUUCCCUAAGUUUUUUCUUAAUUUCUGAGAUAUUUGGGACCAAAACAGCCCACCAUAUUGUUUUUUUUUAUCAGAUCUAAUUUUAAUGACGUCACAACACAUAAAUAGUCUAUUGUCCUUAUC